Messenger RNA from Equus caballus (horse), 978 nucleotides. Its product is annotated as NKG2-A/NKG2-B type II integral membrane protein. Gene Ontology annotation, cellular component: external side of plasma membrane; plasma membrane. Lineage: Eukaryota; Metazoa; Chordata; Mammalia; Perissodactyla; Equidae. The record is from RefSeq and is a predicted model, not a curated record. Gene Ontology annotation, molecular function: transmembrane signaling receptor activity. Gene Ontology annotation, biological process: positive regulation of natural killer cell mediated cytotoxicity; stimulatory C-type lectin receptor signaling pathway.
UUAGAGCACAGUCCAGACAUCGCUCAGCUGCAGAGAUGAAUAACCAAAGAGUAACCUAUGCAGAACUGAAUGUGGCCAAGUAUGCAAAGAGGCAGCAAAGGAAACCUAAGGUCACUAAAGGCUCCAUUUCAGUAGUUGAGCAGGAAAUAACAUAUGCUGAAUUAAAUCUUCAAAAUGCUUCUCAGGAUCUUCAAGGGAAUGACAGGAAUGACCACUGCAAAGAUUUACCAUCACCUCGAGAGAAGCUCAUUGCUGGGAUCCUGGGAAUCAUCUGCCUUGUCUUGUUAUCCACUGUGUUAACGAUAGUUGUUAUUCCCUUUAGUAAAGUAGUGGGGCAGAACAAUUCAUCCCUGAUAACAAGAAUCGAGAAAGCAUAUAAUUGUCACUGUCCGAAGAAGUGGUUCACAUAUUCCAACAAUUGCUAUUACAUUGGUAGUGAAAAAAAAGCGUGGAAUGAGAGUUUGAUGGCUUGUGCUUCUAAGAACUCUAGUCUGCUUUAUAUAGACAAUGAAGAAGAAAUGAAAUUUCUGAAUUCCAUAUCACUUCUAUCAUGGAUUGGAGUCUUUCGUAACAGCAGUGAUCAUGCGUGGAUGUCAAUAAAUGGCUCAACUUUCAAAAUGAACAUAACAGAAUCAUCAUCUGGUAAAUAUAACUGUGCUUUCCUAUACUCAUCUGGCCUCAAAGCAGAAAGUUGUGGAUCUCCAAUUAUAUAUAAUUGCAAGCAUAAGCUUUAUAAUGGAAACACCUGAGUUUGGAUUCUGUUGGAUAACUUUCAAUUUCAUGAAAUGGAAAUAAUAUUAUGAUUGCAUAAGUCUUAAUAUUAAUUACAUUAUUUGUUUUAUUAAUGAAAAUUUUUUCAAAAGCAAUGAUUGGAAUAUAAAAUUCACAACAAAAUGUACAAGCAUCUUUAUAUUGUGUCUGGCUUUUUUUACUCAACAUUAUAUUUGUGGCAUUCAAACUUUUUAAAAGCUCACAUGU